AUGAGCAAUCAGAGAACUGGAACAGCCACAUUCCAACAAGAUAUUUACGAAUUUGUAAGUUUUGUCUUGUAUUUUUCGUUUUUAGGUAAUAAGUUUGACAAGAUUUUGUUUUGGAGAAACUUGACUUUUUCAUCAAUAUGGGGUCAAGUCUUUUGCUGAAAUAGACUGUCUUUAUAUUUUGGAUAAGUAGCUACUAGUAAUUUAAAAUUAUUUGAACAGUACGUAAAUAUGUUUGUAAAAUAAAAAUAUAUUAUAAUGGAUAAUUAUGGUAAACAUUAUAAUUUAAAAUUUCAAUUUUGCGCCGUUUUUAAUACCUAAACUUGAAGCUUUAAGCUAAAACAGUGUAUAAAACCUGUAUUCUUGUUUCAGUUGUGUGUGUUUCAUCGUAUUCGGAAAUUGGCCCCAAAAGAAGCCACAUCCCCAGCCAACCAGCACUCGAGCGAUGAGAAGGUGAACAAUGAACAACGAGGUCAGCAGCUCAACCGAUCGUUGUACAAGAUCUUGAAUGAGAUCGAAGGACGGAUCGUGAUCUUACCAUCAUCAGCUGAAGCACCAACGGCCGACUACUUUGAUGAAUGGGCUUUCUUGACCUGGACCUUGUUGUCUAUCAUCAACAGACUGGAAAAGGAAUCAGAAGAGUUGUCAACGUAUUUGGAUUAUGGUGGAAAGCACUUUCAGGUAUAUUUUAAUAUUAUUUCUGGGGACCUUUACUUUUUCUUUGUUAUUUUUUGCUGACUUGUCUUAAGAGAACAUUAAUAUUCUUUUAAAACUCUAUUUAUGUUUUAGGAGAAGAUCCACGCAGCUCUGGUUGACUUGGUCAACAAAGCUCAACGAAUGCAACCUCCCGUUGGGGUUUCUAAAGCAGAUAGCAAUUUUGAUAGGUUUUACCAAGCAUACGUGUCGUCCUUGAUAUCUUUGCAUGACCUAUACACGAUGUGUCAAGAGAAGUAUGUGACGCCGGAGUUUGAAGCACAGAUAACAUUGUUCAAGGACCAGCUGACGAAUUGUUUCCAAUUACAACGAGAAUUCUGUAACGCGGUAAGUGGCGAAAGUUUGGUAGAUUAAAAUAUUUUUUGAUGUUAGUAUUAGUUAUCUUGUUAAUUAGGGUUUUUUUUGUAAUAAUCAGGACUGUUUAUAAUAUUUUAUGUGUUUUUUACUGUUUAAAGACAAUAAAAAGGUUGUAUAGUGUGUAUUUGAUAUUAAAAUUGAUGCUUUUAGCACGGAUAUUACGUUUGGAACCAACUAAGGACCACCCAGAUCCAGAAGAUGACCAGAUUUGGCUUUAAUAACAAAGGGUUCUUGAGUGUAGCUAUGUCGUUUUACAGCCACAUGUUGUACAAUCUUGGUGUGCUUGCCGCAAGGUUACAAGUUACUCUGGUAAGUUUUUAUAUUUAAUUUAACAUUGUUUUAACGCACUUGUCAGAUUCUAAAAUAUUUUUAAAUUUUAAUUAUUAAAGUUUUUAAAGCGAAUAUUAAUAACGUAUUUUAGGGAUUCUGUUACGGAGCCAGAGCAGCAAAAGGAGUUGCGAAACCAGAACUGAUAGCACCGCUGUUAAAAAUGGUGUACAACAUGGUGGAGAUGUUACUCAGCGACUCGAUAAUUUGUAUAGAACCGAGUCAAAAUGCCAUUUUGGUGACUAACAACCUGUUUCCUACCAAGAUUGCUUCACUGUGUAGAUGCACUUUGUUCAAGGAGUACUCGCUUCAAAUUGUGAGCGAGGAAGGUAAGUUUGGUGAUUUUUUAAAAAUUGCCAUUUUUACUUUGUAGUGACCUAUAAUGUUUCAAAUUUUGUAAUUUUUUUAGUUACUUUACUUAAAUUUUACGAUAUUUUCAGUAGCUCAACAGAUUCAACAAGAAAUGCGACAUCGAAAAACCUUUGAUCCACCAGUAGCCAUUCGUCAAACCCCGUCGGCCGCACUUCUGGCUAUGAAGCCUUCAAGCGGUGUGAAAAGAAACAACGCUACAGCAUCAGACGGCGGUGGCAACACAGCUCACAAGAAGAGCGAUGUCAACUCGAAAGAGUGGAUUUCAAUUCUACCUUCUUUCGACCCAGAGUACCAGUCCUGGAUUGCCACCUACCCCCAUUUACUGUGCACGACGCGACAGAAAGACGCGCUACUGGACUCCCGAUCUGCUGGUCAGACUGGGAAGCGGCCGUUGUUCUAUUUCCAUGUUAAGGCCGAAAUGUUCAGUUUCACCGGAGGCAUUCAAACCGCCCACACACUGUCACUACCGUUUGCCAUUGCUACACGAAGGAAUCAGGACUGCCAGGUGCAGCGGAUGAUGAGCUCGUACACGGCAACAUGCUUUUGGAUGUACGGCACGGCCGCGUUGGAUGGGUUACUGCUACAGUGGUACGAUAACACGAUCGAUUGGAAGACCUUCAGAGAUUUGUACGCACAGUACUUUUCGAUGAAUGCUGAGGUUAAUAGAAGUCUCACGGACGAUGAUUUCGUGAUAUUAAAGAACAAGAUGCACUGUUCCGAGUGCAAUGAAGGUAUGUUUUGGCUUUGCUUCUUUAAGAUAUUGUAAAAUAUUAUAGUAGGUACUUCUUACAGUUUUGAUUUGAAGCGUUAUAAAAGCUUAAAUAAAUGAGUAAAAACAAUUAUUUUUCAAUUUUUGCAGGUAACAGUCCUUACAACGCUUUCGAAGUGCCUCCAAUAGCCUUCCGCAACGUUUUAUGUCCCCAUCUCCAUUAUACAGUAGGCAAAACGGAUGUCAAAUUCAGUGUUUGGAGAGGAAUGUUAGAGUUGUUGCAUCUGUUCAGUGAUCAACGAACCGAAAUCAAGUCAUUGUGGGAGGCUGGACUUCUCAGCGGCUUCAUGGAGCGACAAAAGAUUGCCUUACAACUGUCACGGAUCGAUUCUGGACUGAUAAUGUAUCUGUCGUUUGUGAUGGGUGGAUGUGUAUGUUUCGCUGUGAAAUCUGGAGCCGAGAUUCUGCAUUUGGAGCCAUUGGAUCUGAAGAAGUUACAGGUAAGACUAUAUUAUGAUUGGUUGAUCUUUUAUCGCCGUUUUUUCUAAAAAUGUGAUGUGUUUUGAUUGUUUUAACUUAACGUUUAACCUUUAGGCAAAGUCUCUUCACGAGUACCUUCGUGACAUCCUAAUUGCCGAAAAGGUUGAGUACAUGUACACAGCAAAUCAAGGGUGGAUGUCGGUAUCAGAUGCCAUGAAAGAGUGCCCCAAGUCUUCGGAUCUUUUCUCCCAGGCUCAGCCGACUCAACGUGAAGUCACAUCGAAUCUUAUUCACACCGAGGGCAUCGAGGUCGAGGAAACCCAAUGGUAAGUUGUCUUGAGUUUACUUUGUGUAUAUCGAUGUGGCAGAAAGGUUUAAUGGAUUAUUUUAAAGUAGUGAUCUUUGUUAACAUUAACUAGCCUGUUUUAAAGUAUUAUUCUUCAUAUUAUUGUCUUCAUAUUAAUUGGAUGACAUAUUGUGUGAUAUUGUUAUGAUCUUUCAGUUUCACACCAAUGAGAGUGGCCGUGGUAACCUGUAAGCCGACUUCGGACAAUUACAAAUUUGAACAUGUAAGUCUUUUUAAAUGAUUACUUUUUUGUCAUUUGAUAAAUGCUUUGAUUACGUUUAUGUUUUGGUAUAAAGUAGGUAAACAUAUGGAUUUAACAGUUGGAUUCUGAUAGUACAAGAGUUGUUUUUGUUGAAAAAAUAUGACAAAAGUUAUUAUAAACUAGUCUCUUAAGUUUUACGUUGUCUUUUCUGUUAGUACAUACAAUUAUAUAAUAGAAAUUGCAGGAAAUACCGUCCCAGAGCCAUGGAGAAGAGUUCGAAAUAGCGCUGGAAAAGCUGAUGAACAAGUUUGCCAAGACCAGAAUCGAUGUGAUCGAUAUUCUGAAUCGAAAAUCCGUAUCGGCCGCCGCUUCAGUCUCAUCGUCGAUCCAUCCCCCGGUCUCGACUUUCGGACCUUCUGGCCAGUUGGCUCCAUUCAGUAGCCAUUCAAGCCCAUUCCAUCCAUAUCACUACAAUGAUAUCCCGCAACAAAGAGUGGCACGAUAUCAGAAUGAGGAUAAGUUCUGGUCACCGUCCUUGGCCGUUCAAUGGUCAGGACACAACGAACCUGACACGACUUACAAUGCUGGAGUCGACAUCAUGACCCUGAUGCCACCUGCUGUCGACUCUACUCUCAAGUAUCAAUAG
Messenger RNA from Bursaphelenchus okinawaensis, 4150 nucleotides. Lineage: Eukaryota; Metazoa; Nematoda; Chromadorea; Rhabditida; Aphelenchoididae. The record is from the annotation of a GenBank genome assembly.